This is a messenger RNA of Stegastes partitus (bicolor damselfish), 2701 nucleotides long. It is a transcript of the gene gfm2, whose product is annotated as GTP dependent ribosome recycling factor mitochondrial 2. Gene Ontology annotation, cellular component: mitochondrion. Bases 211 to 2514 code for a protein of 767 amino acids. Gene Ontology annotation, biological process: ribosome disassembly; mitochondrial translation. Gene Ontology annotation, molecular function: GTPase activity; GTP binding. The record is from RefSeq and is a predicted model, not a curated record. The transcript is spliced from 20 exons. Lineage: Eukaryota; Metazoa; Chordata; Actinopteri; Pomacentridae.
AAGAAGGACGUGAAAAUGCAUUCAUUUUUGUAUAAACUCAGUAUCAGACUAACUGUUAAUUAAAACUCCACCGGUCUGUCCUCGUGUUUUGGUGUCUGUUCGUAAUGAGCUGACUCUGCUCGUCCAGUCUUCCUCCUGAUGUUCCUCCAGUAGGAGUGAAGCUUUAUCUCAUCCUGAGGAAGGAGUUUGGAGGAUAGGACAACAUUAAAGAUGCCUGGGAGAGCAUUGCAGACCUUUAGCAGGAUGAUGUGGGGGAGGAAUCUGUUGACUGCUGGGCUGCAGCGCUGUAGACUGAGCUGUCAUCUGAACAGACACUACAGCUUCCUUCCAGAUGAAAUCAAAUCCCUGCGGGCUGUGGUCAACCCUGAUAUUUCCAAGAUCCGAAACAUCGGCAUUAUGGCUCACAUUGAUGCAGGAAAGACGACGACCACAGAGAGGAUGCUUUAUUACUCUGGUUAUACAAGGGCAUUAGGAGAUGUAGAUGACGGAGAUACGGUCACAGAUUUUAUGGCUCAAGAGAGGGAGCGCGGCAUCACCAUCCAGUCAGCAGCAGUCACGUUUGAUUGGAAAAGCCAUAGAAUAAACCUCAUAGACACCCCAGGACAUGUUGACUUCACCCUGGAGGUGGAGCGGGCGCUUCGUGUUCUCGACGGAGCGGUUGCAGUGUUUGAUGCAUCUGCUGGUGUCGAGGCUCAGACUCUGACCGUGUGGAGACAAGCAGAGAAGCACCACGUCCCCUGUGUCUGCUUCCUGAAUAAGAUGGAUAAGCCUGCAGCGAACUUAAGUUUCUCCAUUGAAAGCAUAAGAGAGAAAUUGAAAGCCAAUCCAGUCCUCCUGCAGAUUCCUGUUGGCAGCGGCAAGAACUUCACAGGCGUGGUCGACCUGUUAACCAGCCAGAAGCUGAUAUGGAAGCCGAAGUCUGUGACAGAAGACGGACGAGUGUUUGAAGCCAAAGCUCUUGACCAGUCUGAUGAUCCAGACCUGCUGCAGGAGGUCAGCGAGGCCAGGACAGCUUUAAUUGAGCAGGUUGCUGAUCUGGACGAUGAGUUUGCUGAACUAUUACUCACCAGUUUUAGUGACAACUUUGAUGGUGUUCCCUCCAUCAAGCUACAGGAGGCUGUGCGGCGGGUGACUCUGGCCCGUAGAGGAGUCCCAGUGCUGUGCGGGAGUUCUUUGAGAAACAAAGGUGUUCAGCCUCUUUUAGACGCCAUCACAGCCUACCUGCCUGCUCCCAAUGAACGACACCAUGACCUGGUGCGGUGGUAUAAAGAUGAUUUAUGCGCGCUGGCUUUUAAGGUUCUUCAUGACAAGCAGCGAGGGCCUCUGGUGUUCCUCAGGAUCUACUCUGGCACCCUGAAACCGCAGACAGCCGUCCACAACAUCAACAGGAACAGCACUGAGAGGAUGAGCAGGCUGCUAGUGCCGUUUGCUGAUCAGAAUGUGGAAAUCCCCUCGAUAUCAGCGGGCAACAUCGCACUGACUGUCGGACUGAAGCAGACAGUCACAGGGGAUACCAUCGUUUCAUCCAAGGCAUCAGCAGCAGCUGCAGCUCGCCGAGCCCAGAAUGACAGCGGGGCGGGGAAGAAACGAGGAGAACAUGCCAACAUUAUCCUCUCAGGAGUGGAGGUCCCUGAUCCUGUCUUCUUCUGCACCAUAGAACCACCCACCAUGGCCAAACAGGCCGAUCUUGAGAAUGCCCUCAACUGCCUCCAGAGAGAAGACCCCAGUCUGAAAGUCCGAGUCGACCCCGAUUCUGGUCAGACCAUCUUGUGCGGGAUGGGAGAACUGCACAUCGAGAUCAUCCAUGAUCGAAUCAGACGAGAGUAUGGCAUCGAGACUCACCUUGGACCGCUGCAAGUGGCUUACAGAGAGACGAUCCUCCACGAGGUCUCGACUACAGAUACACUGGAUCGGACAGUCGGGGAGAGAAGGCAUGUUGUGACGGUGGAGCUGGCUGUCAGACCCGUGGAUGUCACCUCUGUAGGUGGUCAUUGUGAAUUAGCUUUCACAGAACAACUGGAGGCACAGCUUCAACCAGGAAUCAAAGAGGCCGUGGAGAACGGAGUGCACAGCUCAUAUCUGCACGGUCCAGUGCUAGGUUGCCCCGUACAGAAUGUAUCCACACUGAUCCAGAGCGUGACAGUGGAGCCAGGGACGUCAGUUGCCAUGGUGUCAGCCUGCGUGUCUCGCUGCAUGCUUAAGGCCCUGAGGCUGGCGGGAGGGCAGGUCCUGGAGCCAGUCAUGUCCCUGGAGGUGACCGUCGGAGAGGAACACCUCAGCUCUGUGCUGGGAGACUUAGCCCAAAGACGAGGGACAGUCAGAGACAUCCAGAGUCGUCAUGACAACAAGGUGCUGCUAGCAACUGUGCCCCUGGCUGAGAUGAUGGGAUACUCCACUGUCCUGCGAACUGUAACAUCUGGCAACGCCACCUUCUCCCUGGAGCUGGACGCCUACGAAGCCAUGAACUCUCAGGAACAGAACACUCUGCUUAAAAGAAUGGGUGGUCUGCUCUGAUCAGUUUUUUCACCAACUGUUCAGCACCAGAGGCCUUCCUAAACAGAGACAUGACUUCUCCAGGACUUCCAGUAACUAGACUUUACUACUGAUGAGCAGCCUGGGUAAAUUUAUAGUGUAAAUAUCCAUUUCUAGCUAUAGAUGACCAUGUUGUUAGUUGGAUGCCAAAUAAAGGUGCAACCAAUUA